GCCAAAAGAAGGCGGAAAUAGAGUGAUAUACAGUAUGACGGAAACGGAGGUAGGAGCGGAAAAGGAGCGGCGGCGACGGCGGAGCCGGAAGCGUAAGAGAGGGCGGCAGCACCGCAGUGACGAUACCGUAGAUGCUUCCCUUCCUAAACAGACUGCCAGUGUCACUAAAGAGGCCUGUCGCGGUUCCACAGAGAACAAGAAUAAAUCAAUUUCCAAGUCCAAUCCCGCCGCCUCUGACUUCCUGACCAAGGUUUUCCCCCCUCCUGAAAACCUAUGUUAAGAUAUAUCACAGACUCGCAGAAAACGAAAUCAAACCGCUCACAAAGUUUUGGUAUUGUUACAGAUGAGAGCGCGAUUAUCGGGAGGCCAUUUUCGCAUGAUAAACGAAAAGCUUUACACUUGCAGUGGAGAGGAGGCACUGAACUAUUUCAAGGAUGACCCUGCACUGUUCGAUGUGUACCAUACAGGAUACCAAGAACAGAUGUCACAUUGGCCCCAACAACCAGUUAACAUUAUCACAAAAUGGUUAAAGGAUCGCAGUCCUUGUUUAGUUGUGGCUGAUUUUGGCUGUGGGGAUGCACGGCUUUCAAAAAGUGUGGCUAAUAAAGUCUUUUCUCUUGAUCUCAUUUCAAGUGAUCCAUCAGUAAUUGCUUGCGACAUGGCAAAUACCCCCCUUGCUUCUUCAUCAGUUGAUGUUGCCAUUUUCUGUCUAUCGCUGAUGGGAGUUAACUACUCAAGUUACAUAAAAGAAGCACUCCGAGUCCUGAAGCCUAGGGGAUGGCUUUUGAUUGCGGAAGUGAAAAGCAGGUUUGAUCCAAACAAUGGAGGAGCAGAUCCAAACAAGUUUGUGAGAGCGAUAUGCCAACUAGGGUUCACCAGUGUGUCAAAGGACUUCUCCAACAAAAUGUUCAUACUGCUAUUCUUCAAUAAAAAGGGGAAGGAAAAGCAAAGUGUGGACGAAAUAGAAUGGCCUGAACUAAAGCCGUGUCUCUAUAAACGGCGAUGAUAUUGAUGCAAUUUGCCUGUUCUUUUAAUAUUAUAUUUUAUAACAAUGCAAAUUACUUAUUAGAUUGAACUUGAGGUAGUUUUCGGUGUAUUUGUUUAAACUGCAUCUUUUCCCUUCUUGUGGCAGCUGUUAUGUGUAGUAUUAAUGUGUUACAGUACUAGGAGUGUAUUUUUUUGUUAAGGCUCUCUAUUGAGUAAAAAUAUGCCAAUAUUGGAAGCGAAAUUAAAAGCCUACUGGGCGGUAACUGG
This is a messenger RNA of Oldenlandia corymbosa var. corymbosa, 1254 nucleotides long. NCBI's taxonomy places the organism in Eukaryota, Viridiplantae, Streptophyta, Magnoliopsida, Gentianales, Rubiaceae. The record is from the annotation of a GenBank genome assembly.